AUGUUCUACCAGUGCCUUGAGGACGAAUUUUGCGAGUCCUUUCCGCUUGCCGUCCCUGAUAUAAUGAUACCAACCGAGACGCUUGAACUUCAUGGCACGCACGCCGAGCCCCAAAAGGUUUGGUGCAGUAUUGUCAAUGCGUAUUCCACCGCGGAACUCACUCAAGACUCUGAUGAGCUCAUAGCUAUAGCUGGUGUUUCUGAGAAAAUGCAGGAAAGGCUGUGCGAUCGAUAUGUGGCAGGCCUAUGGGAGAGUAACCUGCUCACAGAGCUCUUGUGGUCGGCUUCAGAAGCCAACAAGCCUCGCCCCAACCCUUGCAUUGCGCCGACGUGGUCAUGGCUAUCCACGAACAGCACCGUAAAGGCCAUGACACUGCAACACCCACAACAUAUUCGAAAACAGUUGGCCGCAGUCGUAAGCACGGCGGUAGAUUUACUGGACCCAUCACAUGCCACGGGCAACAUUCAUCCUGGCGCAAUGAUUCAGCUCAGAGGCCGUCUCAAGCCCGCCGAGUGGGAUCUGGUAGCCGAGCACCGCGCCGAUGACUUUCGAAGAUAUCAAGUCACCUGCGACGGGUUUUACGGAUCUCGCCAGAGUCUGACCAGUGGGAUGGAUCUCCCAACGAGAGGGCUUCCUGAAUUAUGGACCCAAGUCGACGCGUGCCCCGGCCCGGACCUGACCCUUCUCGACAUCAGCCUCCUACCCAUUGCCAUCUUCGCCGGGAGUAAGGGUGGUCCCGACCACGUCCAAGGUCUGGUCUUGACUCCCAAGGACGCCGCUGCGGGAGUCUACGAGCGGCCCAGCAGCCUCGCCGUGGACCAUGCCGUGGACCAUGCCCCCUCCGACAUAGAGAAAAUGAUCGUCCUGCUUCCGGAGGAGCGCGAUGCUCCUAUACCCUUUCAGAACACAUGCGAGAUCUCCGACGGCUGUCUCCCAUGA
This is a messenger RNA of Diaporthe citri, 939 nucleotides long. RefSeq lists its product as uncharacterized. The record is from RefSeq and is a predicted model, not a curated record. The transcript has 2 exons. Lineage: Eukaryota; Fungi; Ascomycota; Sordariomycetes; Diaporthales; Diaporthaceae. The coding region runs from base 1 to 939 and encodes 312 amino acids.